Colletotrichum chrysophilum is the source of this 1818-nucleotide messenger RNA. RefSeq lists its product as uncharacterized. Lineage: Eukaryota; Fungi; Ascomycota; Sordariomycetes; Glomerellales; Glomerellaceae. Gene Ontology annotation, molecular function: protein binding; phosphatidylinositol binding. Gene Ontology annotation, biological process: conjugation with cellular fusion. Bases 1 to 1818 code for a protein of 605 amino acids. The record is from RefSeq and is a predicted model, not a curated record. The transcript has 4 exons. Gene Ontology annotation, cellular component: mating projection tip.
AUGAAGGCCCUCCGUCGCUCCAUCAAGGGCGAAAAGGAUAACGCCAAAAUCAGCAUCGCCCCAAAGUCCGCCGUUGCCAUCGUCCCUCCGAAGAAGGUUAUCCGAGCCCUAUACGAUUAUGAAGCCCAGUCCAACCAGGAAUUAAGCUUCUCCCGAGGCGACUUUUUCCACGUAAUCGGAAGAGAAAACGACCCCGACUGGUACGAAGCCUGCAACCCAGCCUUGCCCGACGCUCGCGGUCUCGUGCCUGUCGCGUUUUUCCAGGCUUUGGGCCGUACAGAGAGAGACAGCGGCCAGUCCGACGGUGGCGGCUUGCCCCGACCCCCAACAAUGUCACCGACUAUUUCCAAGAACCCCGACCACGAUUCCGGCUAUGCCGAAGCCGCACCGCCUCCAGGUGCCAUGCAAUCACCUCCUGCGAUGCAGCGCAUGUCCAGAUCUGCUGGCAAGGGAUCUGGCGCGAUGGUUUACGGCAUCGUAAUGUACGACUUUGUUGCAGAGCGCGCCGACGAACUGGAAGCCAAGGCUGGUGAAGCCAUCAUCGUCAUCGCGCAAUCCAACCCCGAGUGGUUCGUUGCAAAGCCUAUCGGUCGACUUGGUGGGCCAGGUCUUAUCCCCGUGUCAUUUGUCGAAAUUCGCGACAUGGCGACGGACAGCGCUGUUGGCAAUGCUUCAGACGCUAUCAAGAAGGCGGGUAUCCCCAAGGUUGAGGAAUGGAAGAAGAUGGCUGCCGACUACAAGAACAGCAGCAUUACGCUGGGCAAGUUCGAUGUCGGCGGUGCGCCACAGCAAGGUUCUCUGGAGCAAGGCAUGGAGCGCAUGAGCAUCCAGCAAGGCCAACGUCGUGGCUCCCAGCAGACCGGUAACAGUUUCCCGCAGCAACAACAGGCGAAUUACCAACAAUCACGAACUUCCCAACAGGCGGCAUCGCAGCCGACUACCCCCUACACCAAAUCCGCCGACCAGCUGUAUGCCCCGAUCUCAGCCCGCAUCCCCAGAUAUUGCUUUGCCGAGGACAAGUAUUGGUUUGUCAUCGAGGCUGUGCUGGAGGAUGGCCGUCACUGGGAGCUCUCUCGAUACUACGAGGACUUUUACGACUUCCAAAUCGCGCUCCUCACCGAGUUUCCCGCAGAGGCAGGCAACACAGGAACGCAAAAGCGCACCUUGCCGUACAUGCCGGGGCCCGUCAACUACGUUACUGAUGCCAUUACCGAGGGUCGCCUACACAAUCUGGACGCCUACGUUAAGAACCUCCUCGCACAACCUGCGUAUAUCGCCAGGUGCCCCCUCGUCAGACAGUUUUUCGCUCCUAGAGAGGGCGACUACGAAAUCGACCCCAACGCACCGAACGAAGAUGAGUACAGACUAUCGGGCGGCUCCCAGCCAUCGUCAACGGAUUCGCCGGCGGACGGUGCGUCGCGACAAUCGUCGAGGAAUAACCUGAACGGAAACGGCUACGCGGGGCUUUCCGCAGCGCCACAGCAAAGAUCUAUGGGCCAGCCAGGCAUGACUCGGCAGCCAUCAUCGCUGUCCCAAUCCCAGCCAUCUGUCUCACCUGGUAUUGCCCAAGCCCAGGCCAUGAAGAUUAAGCUUUACUUCAACGGUGACCUCAUCGCCAUCCGAGUGCCGAAUGACAUCUCGUUCCAGCAGCUCUACGACAAGAUCUCAGACAGACUCAAGAUUCCUGUUGGAGAAGAGAUCCAACUCUUUUACAAGGACGACCGAACUGGAGAAAAGCCGAAUCUCAUGAGCGACAACGAUCUCGACACUGCUCUGGACCGUAACGACAAGCUCUUGCUAUACAUUGAGCAAGUAUGA